GCUCAGUGCUUCCUUCCUAUGGAUUGGCCAGUUACUUGGAAGUGCUCUAAACACGUUCUCGCAUGGGGUCGCUCAAGCUUCUCUGGUGCCGCCACCCCCUGCGUGAGCUUUGGAGAGAGCAUGUUUCCAUCAGUUCCAUGUGCUCCUGUUUGCCUAUUGAAAAGUGGCAUAAAGUGAGCAGGGUGGCGAGUUGCUCCAGCUGGCUGGUACGUGGCCUCUCAAGUUAACGAAAAAGUGCUGCCUAGAGCCUGUCGGCGAACCUUUGAUAGCAUGCUUCUAAUAUUUCACCUCCUGCCGUCCGAGCAUUUUGUAAACGCGCAGUUGUUACUUUAUGAUGAACUCGCUAACACUCGGACAACACCUUCACGAUUUACAUGCAGCUCUGGGACACCGCUCUUGCGAAGACUGCUCCAGCUGCUCAUAAAGGUUGGCUGCUUCACCGGUUGCGUGCUUCAGUCGUCGAAGAUUGUCCAGUCGUAUUUUGAUUAUGGCUCAUCUGUCGUCACUUCGGAUGUCGCUCGCCAGGGGAUAGUCUUUCCCUCCGUCACAAUUUGUGUGGAUGCGUGGACGAACAAGACAAGACUUUGCGAGGUCAAAGGAAAAUGUACCAGAUCGUCUAUGAAAGUCGUCGUAGCCGGCUUUAUCCAAACGUUCGACCUUGAGCUCAGGAACAAGACGGCGUUCGAGCCUCACGAACUCUUCAGCUGCAAAAUGCGCUCAAAAGCAGGCUGCAGUGACUUCGACUGUUCGCGCAUGAUGAAGAGGACAUUGUUUCGAAGACCCUUGCAGAAGUGCUACACGUUGGACCUGAGCCAGCCGGCCGAGAAGAAUGAGCAGGCACUGCUGUGCAAGGAACAGUGGAAUUGGGAACUUCGCCUGGAGUCUAAGCUGAACGCAAGCAACAGCCUGGUAUUCAUGCGCACGGACCUGUUCCCGCUGAUAGUCAAGGCACCGUCCACGGCACCAUUCGAUACGCUGACCCAGAUUGCGGCGCAGAUGGGACGUGACAUCACAGUCACCAUGAAGCAGCACAUGAUGAAACGGCUUUCCGCGCCGUUUCGGUCUCGCUGCCUCAACUACACGGCGAGAGGCAUGCAGGCGAAUUUUCUCGGAUACCACACGCUCGAGUCUUGCGUGCAAGAGUGCCAAAUGAAAGUGGAAAUGGCUGUCUGCGGUUGCAUCACCUUCACGCACGAGUUUGCCGAGUUCGCAAACCUUCCUGUGUGUGUGGACUUUGCUAAAGGUUUCGAGUACUGCAGAGACGUUGUCUAUCACACCCGCGAAUACCGCAACUGCCUCAACGUCUGCGGACCCCCAUGCGAGAACCGCUUCGCAGUCACAUUGAAGUUCGCCUCUGAUUCAGUGGACCUCAUGGAACACUACCCAAUGAUGUCGCCGUGUGCCCGAUCGGAUGUGCACGCUCUCGGCCGGGCAAGCAGCAGGCAGGGCCCGGUGGCGCGGCGGCAGCUCUACUGCUGCUGCUGCCGCUGCCGCUGUUGCUGCAGCGUCGCCGUCCAUCGAUUUGCGCAGGUCAUCGAAGUGCUCGCCUACUUGGGCGGCACCGUGGGCACUUGGCUGGGCUGCAAUCUCCUCACGCUGCUCUCCGACUUCGGCAAUUGGCUGCUCGCAUCGAUCGACCGACUCUCGCGCUGCACACUCGGGCGCACACGGCGUGGCGGAGCGGCCGCGCGACGGCAACACGCCGCCGCCGCCGCCCCGGCUGCUGUGGCGCGGCUGCGUUCCACGGCCGCCGCUGCGCGCUAAGGCUGUCUGCGAGCAGCCUGUGCGCUUGACCCCGCAGCUCGUUGCCACCGUUGUCAUUUAUUUCCUCUUUUUUUUUUUUAACUUGUUCUUGGCUCUCUUUCCGUGUUCGCCACUUUCCCCGUUACCACUACCUUCGCGCCGCAGUUUUAUUUUUUUUUCCCGUUCUUAUUCUGCUUUUCCCCCUUGGGCCCUACACCCUAUACAUCUCUCUCACUCUCUCCACCUUCUUUCUCUCCAGUCUCCAGUGCCGCCAUUUUUUUGUUAUCUUGUUUUGCUUUACCUUUGGGUUUUUGCUCCUGAUUCUUAACUGCUUUCUUGGCACCCUACUGCAAGGUGUUCGUGGCGUUGACGGCGCCCCCCACUUGUCACGCGACUGCACGGUCACCAGCUUGGCCGGAGCCAGAAAGGACCGGGGGUGAAUCGAGCGAUCAAGACUGCCGGGAAACAGCUGUUGAACCUUUGCUAUAUGUUCCUGGUUUCUUGCGCGAGCUCAUACGACGCUGCGAUCGAAAGAAAACAAAAGAAAUAAAAGGAAAUGAAAAUAAAGAAUGGAUAAAUAAAUAAAUGAAUAAAUAAAUGAAAUCGUGCAGAAAACCUUCGAUAACGAUCGUAAAUGUAAACGAGUAGCCGAAUGCUUCUAGAAAGCUGUUCACUUUAUGAAAGUAAUGUUGCGCAUAAAGGGGUAUGUUUGUUGCCGUGUGGAUAUUUGGAAGAAUAGUUUGCUGGGGGUGUUGGUAUUCCAUUCUUGAGGCGAGCAGCACGACAAUAAGACUUGGAACAAAUUUAAGGAAGACAGCGCUGUGGUCGUCUUCCUUACCUUCGCAUCGGGUCACCUUUUCACACCACUCGCCUGAAGGGAUAUUUGGUGGCUUUUGUUGCUUUAGUGCUUAAGUGCGUAAAGAACACAACCGCUAACCAGAAAAUUUGCAGCUGUAGUAUAUAGCUGGCUAUAUGCAUAAACAUAUCCGUCAUAGGCAUGUAAUCUCCAGCAGCGCCAGUUCCUGCACGGCAGGCGACUGCCAUCCUCCUCUCCCGCCGACGGCGCCCUCUACCGCAGCCGCCACAAGGGAGAAAGGGUGGUGGGUGAAGAGGAGAGCUGUGCUUCCCAAUUGCUCCACCAUCAGCAUGUAAACGUUCAGAUUCCCCAAAGAUUUCGCGCCGUAGCACGUGCUUCUCAAGGCGCUCUAUAGUAGUUGUUACCCACUGUCGUGGCGCAGUGGCUUUGGUGUUGCACUGCUUAGCACGGGCGCGCGGGAUCAAAUCCUGGCGGCGGCGGCCUCAUUUCGAUAGGGGCGAAAUUAAAAAAAAAAAGAAAUACAAAGAACACCCGUGUACUGCGCAUUGGGUGCACGGUGAAGGAACCCAAGUGGUCAAAAUUAUUCCGGAGUUCCCCACUACGGCCCGAUACUAUAAUGCACGCUAUUUACCCAGACAUAUACACAACAGACAGAUGCGAAGUGUGUGGCACCAGAGCCACGCUAGAACACAUGCUAUGGGAAUGCCAGGAGCUAAUACAGGACAAUGCGAGCGAAGCCUCCAUCGACGGCCUCCGCGCGCGUUGGCAGGCCGCGCUGCUCAGCUCGAACCUGGAAUACCAACUCUGGGCAGUCCAGUGGCGGGCCCGCCGAGAGGCAAGAACUCUUGGCCGUAACCUCGGCGGGUGCCCCAGCCCACUAACUCGCCGGACGCGAAUCGUUCUGAUUCGAAAUAAAGUUUUCUCGCUCCCCCAUUCCCCACUACAGCGUGUCUCAUAAUCGGAUGGUGAUUUUAGCGUGGAAAACCAAAAUUUAUAUUAAAUUUUGAAUAAAUCAAAUAGUUGGCGUUGGGCGAGAAAAGCGCCCCAUAAGUCGGUUUCGCGAGAGCAAGAACCCUUUGCGACGGUGCCUUUCUUUUUCGGCGAUGACAGUCCAGCCACCACGAAAACGGGCGAAAUAUCUAAAAAAAGGUGUUCGCUCAGAAAAAAAAAAAAAAAAAAAGAACAACUGGGCCGAUAUAAUGUACCGAUUCCUUUCACUCGUUUCUAUUUCUUUUUUUAAUCAUCCACGGCUCACGACCGGCCGAUCGUUAUGAUAACGUAAGUGGCGCGCCUAUAGAACCAUUGACGAAUUGGGAAUAGGAAAAAAAAAUAAUCGAAUCAUUACAUUGUGCCUGCCCAGGGUAUGUUGGAAAAGCAGGUAGUACUAGUCGAUAGGCAGGGACACUUCUGAGCAGCGCUGUCAACUCUAGAAAAAAUUGGCUAGAUCUAGGAAUUUUGAGCCUUGUUUGGGGAAAUAGGAAAAUUUGUCCAGAUCUAGGGGAAUUUCGUGUUAAGUCAUUAAAAAGGUGAAACCGCUGACGUGACGGCAUGUUUUUAAAUUCAAUCACCUCGAAUUACCUUCGCAAUAUCAUGCGAACUCUGACCUCUGAUCUUGCAGGAGUGAAGUGAACGCAUUUAGCCUAGUAAACGACAGGGUGGUGAUGCCCCGGGUCCUUUAACAAAUUACUGCUACUGUGAUUUUGCUGCUCCUGCCUGUCGCUGAGCUGUCGAUGUAUUUGCACUCUGAAUGAAAUAUUUAUCUGUAAGCGGCGAAACAAACGUAAGCUGGAGGACCGAACAGAGCAGCAUUUGCAAAUCUGAGCGUAAGCGAACACGUAUACCUAGCGCCAUGCACGACAAUGCGGCCUGGCGCUAAACAACCGACUACGCAGGCGUGUACUAAAACUUACCAGAAACCACCCAUGGGCGGGACGACCUUGGUUAGAGUCCCAGAAUUGCUAUGUUAAAGCGUGUUUUGCUUUGUAGGAAAUACAAACAUUAAGGCUGCCAAUUUUCGUGCUUCGCUGCA
Molecule: messenger RNA, 4589 nt
Organism: Dermacentor andersoni
Lineage: Eukaryota; Metazoa; Arthropoda; Arachnida; Ixodida; Ixodidae
Source: RefSeq, a predicted model, not a curated record